Molecule: messenger RNA, 2031 nt
Organism: Protopterus annectens (West African lungfish)
Lineage: Eukaryota; Metazoa; Chordata; Ceratodontiformes; Protopteridae
Gene: RBBP7
Product: RB binding protein 7, chromatin remodeling factor
Exons: 12
Coding region: 211-1488 (425 amino acids)
Biological process (GO): regulation of gene expression
Cellular component (GO): NuRD complex; nucleus; ESC/E(Z) complex
Molecular function (GO): histone binding
Source: RefSeq, a predicted model, not a curated record
UUUUGUCGGAUCUCCAUAACGCAGGGCGGGCUGUUUUUGCUUUGACGCCUGCGCACAAAAAAAGCCCUUAGACGGCGGCUGGUUAAAACUGAUUCUAUAGGUUCCCUAGUACUUUAACUUUAAAAUAAAUAGUAAAAGUAAUUGCAAUUGCCACAGUAAAAAGCAUAAGAAAGAAUAGGAUCCGGUUUAUUCUUCAUAUCAGCAGCUAUAAUGGCGAACAAAGAAGUGUAUGAUGACGCAGUUGAAGAGCGUGUAAUUAAUGAAGAGUACAAAAUCUGGAAAAAGAACACACCAUUUCUAUAUGAUUUGGUUAUGACACAUGCACUUGAGUGGCCCAGCCUCACUGUCCAAUGGCUUCCUGAUGUUACUAGGCCAGAAGGAAAGGAUUAUACCAUCCAUAGACUUGUGUUGGGAACGCAUACAUCUGAUGAACAGAACCAUUUGGUCAUAUCCAGAGUACAGAUUCCAAACGAUGAUGCUCAGUUUGAUGCUUCACAUUACGACACCGAGAAAGGCGAAUUUGGAGGUUUUGGGUCAGUGAGUGGAAAAAUUGAAACAGAAAUCAAAAUAAACCAUGAAGGUGAGGUAAACCGGGCUCGUUACAUGCCACAGAAUCCUUGCAUCAUUGGCACGAAAACUCCUACUGCAGAUGUACUAGUGUUUGAUUAUACAAAACACCCUUCUAAACCAGAUCCAAGUGGGGAUUGCAGUCCAGAUCUUAGACUCAGAGGCCAUCAGAAAGAAGGCUAUGGCUUGUCCUGGAAUCCAAACCUAAGUGGACAUAUUCUUAGUGCUUCUGAUGAUCACACCAUCUGUCUCUGGGAUAUAAGUGCAGGCCCCAAAGAAGGUAGAGUUGUUGAUGCCAAAGCAAUUUUCACUGGGCACUCUGCUGUUGUUGAAGAUGUUGCUUGGCAUCUACUUCAUGAAUCGUUGUUUGGAUCUGUUGCUGAUGACCAGAAGUUGAUGAUUUGGGACACAAGAUCAAACACUACCUCCAAACCAAGUCAUUCAGUCGAUGCUCACACAGCCGAAGUCAACUGCUUAUCAUUCAAUCCUUACAGUGAGUUUAUAUUAGCAAGUGGGUCUGCAGACAAAACUGUGGCUCUGUGGGAUUUGCGAAACUUGAAAUUAAAACUCCAUUCAUUUGAGUCGCACAAGGAUGAAAUCUUCCAAGUUCAAUGGUCUCCGCAUAAUGAAACCAUUUUAGCAUCAAGUGGCACUGACCGCAGGCUAAAUGUGUGGGACUUGAGUAAAAUAGGAGAGGAACAAUCUGCAGAAGAUGCUGAAGAUGGGCCACCUGAGUUACUGUUUAUUCAUGGAGGACACACAGCCAAAAUUUCAGACUUCAGCUGGAAUCCAAAUGAGCCCUGGGUGAUCUGUUCAGUUUCAGAGGACAACAUAAUGCAAGUGUGGCAAAUGGCUGAGAAUAUUUACAAUGAUGAAGAACCAGACAUCCCAGCCUCUGAACUAGAAGGUCCAGGAUCUUAAAACCCACUGCUAUUGGAAAUGUGCACUCAAAUGAAUCUUUUUGUUAAUGAUUGUCAAACGUUUGUAGAUUUUUUCAUUUGUGCUUUAUAUUGACAGCGUUUUCAAACAUGUUGCCUAAUGAAGGCUUGCUUGUCAAGCAGGGGAAUAAAACUCUUGUACAGACAACUGGUGGAAUUUUAUGGGAUGGAAGUAGAAGUCACAAAUUCAGAUGUGCAAAAUGUUUGUCCUGAAAUGUAUAUAUUUUUGACUUGGUCAAUGGGUGUAACUUUCUGUCUUUUACCCUUUUAUUCUUAAAUCUGACCUGAUCAUCUGUAACACAAGCUAUUUUAUGACCUUUAAAUAUACAAAGAAAAACUAGUAUACCAAAUGGCUUAUUUGUUAAUUGCAUAAUGAAUUGUAAAUGCUUUGCACACUUUUUGAAACUUGUAAAAAUGUCUUACUAUGUACAGUUAAACCUGCAAAAAAAGUGUAACAUAGUGAGCUAAUAAAAUGUUUUGGUAAAAAAAAAUAUAUAAAAUAAACUACAACUUGAGUGUCUAAUAA